Messenger RNA from Puccinia triticina, 153 nucleotides. RefSeq lists its product as uncharacterized. The transcript has 2 exons. Bases 1 to 153 code for a protein of 50 amino acids. The record is from RefSeq and is a predicted model, not a curated record. NCBI's taxonomy places the organism in Eukaryota, Fungi, Basidiomycota, Pucciniomycetes, Pucciniales, Pucciniaceae.
AUGAGGAUCGGAGUGCUCUCCAAGCAAGCCAAUGGAACACCAAGGCCGGUCCAUCAGGCCGCCACAUCCACCAGUCCCAGACACAACCUGAAGUUUGCCAGUCAAACUAUAUCGACCUCUGCAUUCGAAAACACCUUCCAGCAACGUGCCUAG